GUUGAGUUUAAGAUGUAACUGGAUUUCUUGAUAGGAAAUGCAAGUGAGUUAUAUAAUGUAUUAGAGAAUUGAAAUGAUGAUAUUUCCUUUUUUAGAUAAGACAUUACAGUAAGGCUUAUAAUCAUUUAACACGUAUUGUGUAAUCAUCUUCUUUAUCAACAUGGCCCAAACCUCAACUCUGAUUAGUCUUUCAUCAUCAUCAUUAUCAUCAUCAUCUACUUGGGCCAGGCUCAAAUCUUCUAGUGCUUACAGAAUCAUUUUUAUUUUUCUUUUUUUUUUUUUCUUGUUUUUCAAUAAUUAUUAUAUAUAUAUAUAUAAUAUUAAACUUUGAUGAACAGUAAAAUGAACCAAAAAGUAAUUUGCUGAAAAUCUUUUUGCAGAGACUUUUUGCUUUUGGUUAUAAGCAGAAACCAAUGGCAGCAGAGGCUGAAUUAACUGCGAAGUUCAAAAGGCAAAACAACCCACAUUGAAAAGCAGCUCGAAAGAAAUGGCUUCCUUUCCGUACCAAUUGCACCACCCCUUUCUUCUUGAUUCUCUUCUCUGCUUGCCCAACACAACUUGUUCUUCUUCUCCUCCUCCUCCUCCUCCUUCCAUGAAGCUUUAUACUAAUAAUUUAAUGGAUGAAGAUCACAGCAGCUGUUUCUCUCAGUUUGAUCCUCCUCAAGACUCCAUGAAAGACACUACUCCUGUGAUUUACGACAACAGCUGCGUUGUUCUCAGCGAUAAUGAACCCUCUGUUACUAAAAAGCAGAGCACUGACUCAUCAACUGUCGUGGACGGAGAUCAAGUCACCCAAAACCUCGCUCCAGUGCUCGACAAGAAAAGAAAGACCAGAAAUGGCUCUACACUAACUUCUUCUGGUCAUCACUCCAAGGAAACGGGUAGAGAAGGAAAGAGCAAGAGACAAAAGAAAUGCAUGAGUAAUGGAGGAGAAGAUAGAAAAGAAGGGAAAGGUGAAAAAAAGGUUGCUGAUCAACAACCACCAACAGGCUACAUUCAUGUAAGGGCCAGAAGAGGCCAAGCAACAGAUAGUCACAGUCUUGCAGAAAGGGUAAGAAGAGAAAAAAUCAGUGAGAGGAUGAAGAUUUUGCAGAAACUUGUUCCUGGAUGUGACAAGGUAACUGGGAAGGCCCUCAUGUUGGAUGAAAUAAUAAAUUAUGUUCAGUCCCUACAGAAUCAAGUAGAGUUUCUGUCAAUGAAACUUGCUUCUCUGAAUCCUGUGUUCUAUGACUUUGGAGUGGACCUAGAUGCAUUCAUGGUGAAACCAGAGAGAAUGGGAUGUGUACAAGAAUGCAGCCCCACGCAGAUUACAGCUUUUGCCGAUGCAACCACCACCAACUUUGCCCCAGCUAAUAACUAUUCUCUUCUUGAUGCCUCCUCACCCGCUUUCUUCAUUCAACAACCCCAAAUCAGACCUCAUCCUCAGGACAACGGUAACGGACUAUUGUGGGAUGCAGAAGAGCAAAGACAAAAGUUUCUUAAUCCAUCUGGGACUGGGUUGGCCAACAGCAACUUGUGUUGUUUCCAUUAAUCUUGCAUGGAGUUGAAACUAAGACAUAUCCACAUGAAAAAGAAGAGAGAAGGGUGAGGUUGAAGAUGAAUAAAGGACAUGCAGCAAAAUCAAUGGAGGAAGA
Carica papaya (papaya) is the source of this 1634-nucleotide messenger RNA. RefSeq names its product basic helix-loop-helix (bHLH) DNA-binding superfamily protein. Gene Ontology annotation, molecular function: DNA-binding transcription factor activity; protein dimerization activity. The record is from RefSeq and is a predicted model, not a curated record. Lineage: Eukaryota; Viridiplantae; Streptophyta; Magnoliopsida; Brassicales; Caricaceae. Gene Ontology annotation, cellular component: nucleus. Gene Ontology annotation, biological process: regulation of DNA-templated transcription.